ACAGGACACGCAGCAAAGUCCCUUUCAUUGACGCCCCCCUCUUCCAUGUCCUCACCUUCCACGUCUUCAACGUUGUCCCCUGGCCGAGCAAAGAUGAGCGUUUCCGGACCCGGCAGUAGUAAAUCCGUCCUGGCACCUGCUCCUUCCUCCUCCUCCUCUUCCUCCUCUUCUUCUUCCUCUUCCUCCUCUUCUUCCUCUUCUUCUUCGUCCUCUGCUACAGCUUCUUCGUCUCCUUCUGUCUCCCCCGGCCCCCCCAAGAUCCAUCGAGCCCGCAAGACCAUGAACAGGCCUCCAAUAGGGCAGAUGAGCCAUGUUGAGCGACCAGUUGCGCCUGUGACACCUUCAGGAUCCUCUGACUCUGAAACCGCUGCAAAAAAGAGAAAACUGGGUCACUUAUCUGACGGCUCACCUGUGAAGUCCGAGAACGUUCCAGAAAAUGCUCAAACUGUGGAAAAAACAUUAUUCCAUAAGAAGGUGGAACCUGUCACAAAGACGGCUCCAGAGAAGAGCAACAACAGCGUGGAGAAGUCUGAGGAGGAGGUAACAGAGAAGAGUCAGAUUUCCAGUCCGUCCACGCGAGAGUCAGAAAAGUUGGAAGAUGGUGGUGCAGAAACAAGGCAGCAAACUAAAGAUACGGAGGGGUCAGUGAACAUGUCAGAUCAUAGUUCAGAGUCUGAAUCACAGAAAGCUGUUCAGAGCAAAAACGAGAGCGAGGAGUCUUCGUGGCCGCAGUCAGACCAGGAAAAAGAGAGGAACACGGCUGAUGUGGUGGAGAUAGCAGGAGCAGGACGGUCGACCGAGUACACAGAAGUUCCCCUGGGCGCUCUGGACAUCGCUGCUGCUGACAGUCUGACACUUUCGCCUCAUCAUG
Molecule: messenger RNA, 871 nt
Organism: Plectropomus leopardus (leopard coralgrouper)
Lineage: Eukaryota; Metazoa; Chordata; Actinopteri; Perciformes; Serranidae
Source: RefSeq, a predicted model, not a curated record